Messenger RNA from Octopus bimaculoides (California two-spot octopus), 3340 nucleotides. RefSeq names its product solute carrier family 12 member 1. NCBI's taxonomy places the organism in Eukaryota, Metazoa, Mollusca, Cephalopoda, Octopoda, Octopodidae. The record is from RefSeq and is a predicted model, not a curated record.
AAAAAUAAGAGAUUAUUUAAUAUCACAAUUAUAUUUAAAACAACGAAAUAAAAAUACAUUAAUAUUAACUAAAUUGCUAAUUAAACACACGCACACAUACGUGUAUACACACGAUUAUAUUGCAAAAGGUGCACACAUGCAAAGGUAACCUAUACACAAAGGAAGUCAAUCAUAUAGAUGUAUAGUUAUCUAUUAUACGUACAAAUACACACAUAGAUGCAGGCACACUCACACUAACGUAACCACAGGCACGCACGCUAGAAUACACACUCAAGCAGCCACAUAAACACACACGCGGAUAAAUACACACCUCGACGGAGACACGAAAACGCGCGCUCAGACACACAGACACAGCUGUACAUUAAACGCGGACAACGCAUACACGCACAUACGUAAUCAUUCAAUAUUCAUUUACGCACACACGGACACACAUACACAUAUUUUCCCCUCGAUAUACGUACAAAAUCGAUCAAUUUCCAUUCAAUAUAACACGCACACACACACACUCAUACAUAUAUAAACACUUUUUUUUUUCCGCGAACACACAAACACAAAGACGCGCACACAUAUAUCGUCAUUCAUACACACAUAUACUGUCAUUCACACACACGUAAACAUCUACCGUCACUCACACACGUAUACACAUACCGUCAUUGAUACACGCACGCACGCACACAUACAGACACAUGCACAUAUAAAUAUACCGUCAUUGAUACACACACACACAGACACAUAUACAGUUUGUCUCCACCCCCACCACCAAAAGCACAUACAUACACACGACCAUACAUCAUCAAUAGAGACGAACUGAAGCGACCGCAUUUUCUCUUUCUCCGCUAAAAUCCUCAUAAAAAUAAUACAGAGGGAAAACAUGGCGGACAGCAGAAGCGAAGGCAUCGCACUGGAGACACCGAAACAAGAAAAGAGACCUCGAGACAGUAUUCUAGUCCAAGAAUCUAAGGACGAACUAACAGAUCUACCCAGUGAGGCCAAACGAAACAGCUCGUCCCGUUUUAAAGUGCAUCGUGUCUCCAUUGCCGAACCGUGCGAAGAUGAAGACGAUAGUGCUCCACAGCAACACUAUCGUUAUAGUAUUGAUAGCGGUAGCGAGAGAAUCCUUGACUCGCCACAUGGAACCUUCUCUUUCAGUCCAUCGGACACUUACAGGACUCAUUCGUACGAUACGAGUAAUCUGAAGACAUUUGGAGGUAACACACACGAGGCCAUUCCUCACUUGGACCAUUAUAGGAAUCUUUUAUCAACUACAGCAGCGUUAAAAUCACGCCCGACCCUUCAGGAGCUACAUGAAGGUAAACUUCCAACGGAUGAUGAGCAGAAGAACAAAGUUGCUGCUCCAUUAUUGCCAGACGAAGAGAGAGGGGGUAAAGAGGUUACUACUGCUUCUUCAAGUGCACCUCAAGCUGCUACCAAGUUCGGAUGGAUAAAAGGCGUUUUGGUACGAUGUCUGCUCAACAUCUGGGGUGUGAUGCUGUUUCUGCGUCUCUCAUGGGUGGUUGGUCAAGCUGGCAUUGGACUCUCUACGGUGGUCAUAUUGCUGGCUGCUGUUGUGACAACGAUUACCACCUUAUCCAUGUCAGCCAUUUGCACCAAUGGAGAAGUGAAAGGAGGUGGUGCUUAUUAUUUGAUAUCCAGAAGUCUUGGGCCUGAGUUUGGUGGUGCUAUUGGUAUAGUGUUUUCUAUUGCCAAUGCUGUUGCAAUAGCUAUGUAUGUCGUAGGAUUUGCUGAGACGGUGAGAGAUUUGUUGAAAGCUAACAAUGCCUUAUUAAUUGAUGAGGUGAAUGAUAUCCGGAUCAUAGGAGUGAUAACGAUUACUCUUUUGCUGGGUAUAGCUAUCAUUGGUAUGGAGUGGGAGGCACGGGCUCAGUUGAUAUUGUUGGGAAUAUUACUUUUAUCAAUGUCUGCCUAUAUCAUUGGAUCGUUUAUCUCACCAAACAAUGAUAACUUUUCCAAAGGUUACACUGGCUACAGAGUUGAUGUAUUCAAAGAAAAUUUCCUGCCAGAUUUCCGCAAUGAGGAGUUCUUCUCAGUAUUUUCCAUCUUCUUUCCUGCUGCUACAGGAAUUCUUGCUGGUGCUAAUAUUUCUGGUGAUCUAAAGGAUGCCCAAGUGGCUAUCCCCAAAGGAACCCUAUUAGCCAUUGCCAUUAGUUCAGUUGUUUAUAUUCUUUGUGCAUGGUCAUUAGGCGCCUGCAUUGUUCGUGAUGCAGGUGGAGCAAUUUUUUAUGCAGCUGUGAAUGCAACGAUUGAUGGUGAUAUGACACUUUAUAACUCCACUGCAGAGGAUGGUAUUAAAAAGGUACCAUUUGUUACUAUGUCUCUUAUGCGUAACUGCACUUUGGGUGAAGAUGGUGUGUGCAAAUAUGGUCUCCAGCAUGACUUCCAGGUAAUGGAGCGUAUUGCAUUAUUUGGACCCUUGGUUACAGCUGGUAUUUUCUCUGCAACUCUUUCUUCAGCUCUUGCAAGUCUCGUCUCUGCUCCCAAAGUCUUUCAGGCUGUUUGCAAGGAUAGGAUCUUCCCAGGAAUCCAUGUUCUUGCUAAGGGUGCCGGUAAGGGUGACAAUCCCCGAAGGCUAUAUUUUCUUGCCUAUUUCAUUGGGAUUGCCUUUAUUUGCAUAGGUGAACUAAAUGCCAUUGCUCCAAUUAUAUCAAAUUUUUUUCUCAUGUCUUAUGCUCUCAUCAAUUAUUCCUGUUUUGAUGCUUCUUUGGCUAACUCUCCGGGAUGGAGACCAGCAUUCCAAUUUUAUUCCAUGUGGGUUAGUCUUUUAGGGGCCAUUUUAUGCAUUGCUGUGAUGUUCAUCAUUAAAUGGUGGACUGCUUUACUCACAUUUGCUGUCAUAGCGUCACUGUAUAUUUAUGUGCAUCACAGAAAACCAGAUGUUAACUGGGGUUCAUCAACACAAGCUCAUGUAUAUAAGAGUGCUUUGCAGUCUACUCUCAAGUUAAUAGCUGUUGAGGAUCAUAUCAAAAAUUUCAGACCUCAAGUUCUCCUUCUAAGUGGUUUACCCAGUAGCCGUCCUGCCUUGGUGGACUUUGCAUCCAGUUUCACUCGUAACUCCAGUUUAAUGAUGUGCUGCAAUGUUAUUGUGGAUCCAAAUGUCGACAGCUUAAAAGUACAAAGAACUAAAGAAGAAUACAGUUGGCUUCAACGAAGGAAAGUGAAAUGUUUUUAUGCACCAAUUGUUGCUCCAGACUUUCGUUUAGGAGUCCAAGCAUUUAUGCAGGUAAAUAUGUACAUAUAUAUAUUCUUUAGUUCAUUUAUCUUUUCACUAGAUUUUCACUUAUCCUCUUCUGUAAGCUCUUUCCCAUCAUCAUCAUUAUCAUCA